Molecule: messenger RNA, 711 nt
Organism: Engraulis encrasicolus (European anchovy)
Lineage: Eukaryota; Metazoa; Chordata; Actinopteri; Clupeiformes; Engraulidae
Gene: kptn
Product: kaptin (actin binding protein)
Exons: 7
Coding region: 85-711 (208 amino acids)
Biological process (GO): actin filament organization; cellular response to amino acid starvation; negative regulation of TORC1 signaling
Cellular component (GO): actin cytoskeleton; lamellipodium; KICSTOR complex
Molecular function (GO): actin filament binding
Source: RefSeq, a predicted model, not a curated record
CAUGGGGGAAAGAACUUCUGUUGCUGGUGUUUGCAUUUCCUAACAAAUUAUUACAUUUCAAUAAGACAAACAUCGUUUCAAAACAUGUUGCCCGACAUUGAAGGUGCUUGUCCAUUCGUGGAGGACAGUUUCAGUCGGUUUCUGUCCCAGAGCAAUAUGUAUGGCCUGUGUCAAGCAGGAGAGCAGGAGCUGCUGGCUGCUACAUUGAAAGGGAAGGUGGUUUGCUUCAGAUACCAGGAUCUCCAACAGAAAAUACGACCCGUGGCGAAGGAAGUGCAGUUUACGUACAUUCCAGUUGAUGCCGAAAUCGUAUCUAUUGACGCCUUCAAUAAGUCCCAUCCAAGUAGAGGACUGGUGGUGGGCAUUACUUUUAUAAAGGAAGGAGAUAAAGCAACACCCUUCCUCAACAUCUACUGUGACUAUGAACCGGGAUCCGAGUUCAACUUGGAGUCUAUUGCACAGAGUUGCCUGAAUCUGGAGUUGAAGUACACCCCUUUCCAACUGUACCACACAGAAGUCCAGUGCAAAGAUGGCUGUAGUGAAACCGUGUUUCUGUUGAGUGGCAAUGACCAGUGCAUCCACUUGUACAAAGAGAACGCCUCCCUGCACCAGUUUGAGGAGCAGCCGGUGGAGAGACUUUUCCCCGAACUUCAGGACCUGCCCAGCAAGUUAAAAGAGAGUGUCCACAGAGACAGCCCCAGCUUUGUGUAG